Loa loa (African eye worm) is the source of this 762-nucleotide messenger RNA. RefSeq lists its product as hypothetical. Lineage: Eukaryota; Metazoa; Nematoda; Chromadorea; Rhabditida; Onchocercidae. The record is from RefSeq and is a predicted model, not a curated record. The coding region runs from base 1 to 762 and encodes 253 amino acids. The transcript has 6 exons.
AUGGAAGGACGAAAGAAAUAUAUCGAGCAAAAGAUGACACCAAUUCAAGCAAUUGUCGCAUUACGGGAUGCUGAAUUGGAAUUGCAGUGUUUCAAAUGUUUAAGUCCGGAAGAACAAACCGAAGUAGAAGAAGUUUGGAAACCGAACGAAUCAUUCAUAGGAAAAAAAAUUCGUCAAAUCAUUGAUAAAGUAAAAGAGUUUAUUUUAUCAGAAGUUGAGCGUAGUGGAAAGCAAAAAACGAAUGAAUGGGAAUAUAUUUGGGAAAAAGCUGAUUUUGAGAAAGGCAUGAAGGGUUGGUGGAGAAGUAUCGUUAACAUUGAUCCGACUCUUUCUGUAGCUGAAAAAACUAUUAGUCUUAUUAAAAAAUUCAUGAAGCGUCAGGUCAAUGAACCAAAACUUGGUGAUCAUUUCGAGCUUAUACUACCAAAAUUAAGCCGAAAAGACAUGGGCUGGUAUCGUUGCAUAAGACGUAUGAACAAUACGGUAAAAAUAGCUAAUAUAUAUUACAUCGAUGUGAUCACCAAUUCAACCCCUGAAAUUAUAAUAAAUAAUUCUGUGAAGGAUCAAAUGCAAGCUAUGCAACAUAAAUUUGCAAAUUUUAAAUUACAAUCGAAUGCAGUCGCUACUCCAUGGAGUGAAUGCAGUAAUUGCGAUACAAGAGAAGGCGAAAAACGACGCAAAAUUGCUUGUCAUUUAUCGUUCAUUGGUACCAAUCCAAAUACGAAAUAUCUUGUGGCCCAUUCAGGAUAUCGUCCAUGUUGA